Messenger RNA from Solea senegalensis (Senegalese sole), 1859 nucleotides. RefSeq names its product DP-Gal:betaGlcNAc beta 1,4- galactosyltransferase, polypeptide 1, like (gene b4galt1l). NCBI's taxonomy places the organism in Eukaryota, Metazoa, Chordata, Actinopteri, Pleuronectiformes, Soleidae. The transcript has 6 exons. Gene Ontology annotation, molecular function: beta-N-acetylglucosaminylglycopeptide beta-1,4-galactosyltransferase activity; cytoskeletal protein binding. The coding region runs from base 464 to 1558 and encodes 364 amino acids. Gene Ontology annotation, biological process: carbohydrate metabolic process; protein N-linked glycosylation. The record is from RefSeq and is a predicted model, not a curated record.
UAAACCUCAGAUAAGAAGAAGAACAAGUGUCAGUAAAAAGUGGACAAACUUGUUCGUCGUCGCUGUGAUUUCGCGGUUGUUCGGUUUCUGUCGAUUCGUUUUCGUCCGAGUUUUCGUUUAAACGCGUCUUUGUUCGUUAGAAUUCGACUAACCUCGAGCCUUUUGUUGUGUUUUUUUUUUUUGUUUUAAAUUCAACGGAACCGAGGAGCGGCCGCGUCUGACGAACCCGUUAGCGUUAGCUUCAGCUAACGGACCAGGAAUUGCUUCACCGGAAACUUGUUCCGACUCUUUUCGGAACCUUUUCGUGUUUGACCGGACACCGUGUCGUUGAAUGUGACGUCAGAGGAGAUGGAAGCUGACCACAGCAGUUAACGUCCACGUUGUUCUGGUUGUUGCUGCUCGGCUCCUCUCUCCUCUCUGUAGCCGAGCACCGGCGCCGGUGUUCGGCUCACACUCUGCUCUGAUGCCGCUGUCCAGGCCCGGAGACCCGGCUAACUUCCACCUCCUGCACCGCGUGUGUAAGGUGGUGGUGCUGCUCUGCUUCCUCCACAUCUCCGUCACCGUCGUCUUCUACGUCCGCUCCCUGGACACCCGCUUCGCUUUCGUCCAGAACCAGCAGUACCACGGUAAUGCGACCCAGCGGAACCAGGUCACAGUCACCGACCUGAACCGGACACAUGAACCCGCUGAGAUCCAGCAGCAGGAGGCCCGGGAGAAGGAGACCGAGUCCGGGGAGAGGAAGCUGGAGAAGUGUCCUGAAACUUCACCUCUACUGGUGGGUCCCCUGCGGGUGGAGUUUAACGUCCCCGUCAGUCUGGACCAGAUCAAGCGGGACAACGGGGACGUGCGUCUCGGCGGACGCUUCAAACCCAGAGACUGCGAGGCGCAGCAGAAAGUGGCCGUCAUCAUCCCGUUCCGUAAACGUGACGAGCAUCUGAAAUACUGGCUGCACUAUCUGCACCCUGUCCUCCAGAGACAACAGCUGGACUACGGCAUCUAUGUCAUCAACCAGGACGGGGAUGAGAUCUUUAACCGGGCCAAGCUGCUGAACGUGGGUUACACGGAGGCGUUGAAGGAGUACGAGUACGAGUGCUUCGUCUUCAGUGACGUGGACUUGAUCCCCAUGGACGACCGGAACACUUACAGGUGCUUCAGUCAGCCCAGACACCUGUCAGUCUCCAUGGACAAGUUUGGCUUCAGACUUCCUUAUUACCAGUACUUUGGGGGCGUGUCCUCAAUGAGUAAAGAACAGUACAUGAAGAUCAACGGUUUCCCUAACAACUACUGGGGCUGGGGCGGAGAGGACGACGACAUCUACAACAGGUUGGUGUCCAGAGGAAUGUCCAUCUCCAGGCCGAGCGGCGAGGUCGGGAAGUGUCGCAUGAUCCGACACAAACGUGACGACAAGAACGAACCCAACCCUCAGAGGUUUGACAGGAUCGCUCACACCAGAGAGACGAUGCUCAAAGACGGCAUUAACUCUCUGUCGUACAGAGUCGUGAACACAGAGAAGUUUGAGCUGUUCACUAAAAUCACAGUGGACGUCGGGAAACCGUGACGCCGCCGCCGCCGCUCGUGGUCAUGUGACUCUUGAAUGUUUGGCUUGUGGACGUUUGUUUGAUUGUGUUUUCAGUUUUUUUUUCUUUCUUUCUGGAGAACACGUCUGUGAUUGGACGCUGAGUGUGACCAAUCACAAGCCUCCGCUGCUGCACAACCACAAGCCUUUAUUUUGAAAAUCAGUCAGACAAUCAGAUGGUGGGGGCGGGGUUAGUCCUGGUUCACUCUGGACCUGUCUGUCAUGUUUUAAUGUCCAUGUUGACCAAUGAGAGAUGAGCAUCGUGUGUGUGUGUGUGUGUGUG